This is a messenger RNA of Paramormyrops kingsleyae, 2030 nucleotides long. RefSeq lists its product as uncharacterized. The record is from RefSeq and is a predicted model, not a curated record. Lineage: Eukaryota; Metazoa; Chordata; Actinopteri; Osteoglossiformes; Mormyridae.
AGUGAAUAGGAAUGAGUGCAGCUGUGAGUCGCCAGCUUGAUCCUUGCUCAGUCCUGCAGGGAGGUAGACAGGACCGCCGACUUUUCUGUGCCACUCUGGAUUUUAAAGUCUCAUUUAAGAAGGAAAACAGGAGGCAAUAUGGGAGGUAAGCUGACCAAGAGGAAGAAGGGCUACAAUGUGAAUGACCCAAAAGACCAGAAGGAGGAGGCUGCAGGGAGACACACCGGGAAGCAAAAUGAGGAAGACACUUCAAUGACAUUUAAACUAAAGUCAGAGUCUGAAGCUUCAGGUUCUUCCAGCACCGUCGUGGAUACUACUGCAGUUGAGAAAGCUGCAGUGGAGGCUAACAGAACAUCACAGGAAACAAAUCCACCAGAAGAGGCAGCUCCUGAUGCAUCUCCAAAGGAAGUAGAGGAAGCAUCAGCAGGAGGAGAAACUGCACCCCUCACAGUAAAUGAAGAGCCAAAGGCUGCAGAAGCAUCUGCAGCAACUGAACUGAGCUCUCAGGCCAAGAAUCCAGGACCAGAGGUCUCCGGGACAAACGAGAAAGAAGUUUUUGCUGAACCUCAACAAUCAAGUGAGUCAUCUCCACCAGAAAGUCAAGAUGUCCAAAGCAGACCUGAGGCAGCAGGAGGCUCCAUCACAUCAGCAACGGACGUGACAAUCGAAGAAUCCCAGGAUUCUGAGAAUGAAAUUUUUGCAAAAGCCACAGAAAAAAAGAUAUCAUGCACUGAGUCAACAGCACAGGACCCAGACCCAGGGUCUGUUAACCAGGUACAAAGAGAUUCUGCUGACCUGGAACAGCCUGGAACAUCCAGCACUGCAAUCAACUUGAUUUCCAAGCCAGAUUUAGAAUCACCCAAAGAUCCCACAACAUUGGCUGUAGCUCCAGAAAUUAGUCUGGGAGAAUGUCGUUCAUCUGCCCUUGAUGAUCCCUCCGAGAUUUCAGCAAUGGCCACGGAUACGUCAGUGCACCACAAACCCUGUGUUCCAGAAUUGGAAAGCACUUCCCAAGGCUUGCGUGUUCCUGAAGAUGCUACUGUUGAUUCCAAAGUAAGUGAGGUGGUAGAGGCUGAAGGAAACCCAGUACCAGAGGAAGCAGAGAAUAUACAGGAGGCUCCCAUUUUCCAAGUCAGUCCAACACUUGACAAGGCCGAAGGUCAAAGCGAAAGCACUAAAGACACUGAGACAGAAGCCACCUUAACAGCCAAUGGUACUCCUCAGACCGCUGUUUCCGAGUCAUGUACCCCUGUUGAUGAAAAGAUGGAGGAAACAGGUAUGCUGGAAAACGUGGUCAAUAGUCCCACAGAGGGGAGCUCUGAAGCAGGUGAAAACCACCUGUAUGAUCAUUCAGAAGGGGCGAGCACAGAGGCCAUAAUCACAGCUAGUCCUUCUGAGGACAUAGCUCUGGGUGUGAAGGUGAAGCAUGAGAACGGUGAGGUAGAGGACGUCAGGUGCUCCACGCCUGAGCUAAGCAGCCCGUGUCUGGAACAGGCUGACAAGCCAGCUGCUGACAAACCCACCAAAAUACAGCAGGAGUGUGUUGGCGGCAUCAGCAAGUACCUCGAAAACUCAAAUGAGGCCGAGGAUGGUGAAAUCCUGCAGGAGACACUGGGAGUUCCUGAUGCUUCUCAGGCCCUUGAGCUCGUUUGAAAGAGUAGCAGAUCAACCUGAUAAUUUACUCAUUUUAAUUCAGUCUUAAGAAAAUUUACAGGUCUGUUAUAGUGGUUCAGGCAAGAGAAAAACAUUAAAGAAAACAUGGAUUAACGGCUGGAAAAUAAGUACUUGCUCCUGUAUCUUUUACCUACGUGGUAAUUCAUAAUCAGAAAUGUCCAAAUAGAAUGAUGAUGAUGGGCAGUUUGCUGUGUGCUUAAACUGGCUUAGCAUAGCAUACAACAUUAAUAGUAAUGAUAGUAACAAUAGUCUGGUCUUUAACUCAGUGAUGAAUGAACAGUUUAAACUUUGUGUGUCUUUUCAUAAACAAAACAAAAUCACAAUGGCAUUGUUUUGAAAAUAAAGCUUUACUACAG